Messenger RNA from Pocillopora verrucosa, 1850 nucleotides. The record is from RefSeq and is a predicted model, not a curated record. NCBI's taxonomy places the organism in Eukaryota, Metazoa, Cnidaria, Anthozoa, Scleractinia, Pocilloporidae.
CACGAGAUUGGAAAGUAUGUGCGUUUAGACCUGCUGUUGUGAAGCUCUUUUAUUUCUUAGGAGUAUCGAUAGAAGUUAUCCACAAUGGCUGAAGGUGAAAACGAAUGUAAGGUCUACGUUGGUUCUUUAAAGUUUGAGACGAACGAAGAUCGGCUCAAAGAUCAUUUUAGCUCGAUUGGAGCCGUUGUAAAAGCUCAAGUCAUAAGGGAUUGGGAGACUGGAAGAUCUAGAGGGUUUGGUUUUGUCACCUUUAACGACAGUUCAUCAGUAACAGAAGCAUGUGAAAGGCUUAAUGAAACGCCAGGAAGUUUUUUAGUUCACAAGUUCAUGAUGGUUUUUAGCAAGCUGGUCACCAUAUCACAGUUUGUUAGCACAGCCAAACACUUGUUGAAGGAGAAUACAAUGAACUUGAUGGCAGAACAAUCAAAGUACAUAAAGCAAACUCCCGUGGUGGAGGCGGCAGCUCUGAAGGGCGGACUAGAGGAGGCCGAGGAGGCAGAGGUGGAGGAUAUGGCAGAGGAAGACGUGGUGGUUUUAGUGGAGGUGGUGGAGGCUAUGGAGGUGGGAACUUUGGGGGUGGUUCAACCUAUGCACAAGGCUACACUGGUGGUGGUGGUGGUGACGGUUCUGGAAACUACUACUACAGUGGUGGCAGUGGUUAUAAUUAUUAAAAAGGACAUGACCACAGGUAAGAAAAAUUCCAAACAACAAUAUAAAUUUCUUAUGUGUGAACCUCUUUGCUUUUCAACAGCUAAAAUUGUCAUGGAACGAGAAGAUCCAGGCCGAUCAAGAGGGUUUGGCUUUGUAACAGUGAAUUCAGCGGAUGAUAUCCAAAGGGCGGUUGAGGAAUUGAAUGAAACUGAUUUGGAUGGUCGAACAAUCAAAGUAUCAAAAGCAAAUGCAAGAGGUGGAGGAGGCGGAGGAGGUGGUGGUUACAGACGGGGUGGAGGAGGAGGAUUCCGAGGUGGCAGGGGAGGCAGAGGAGGAGGUGGAGGAUACAGAGAAAGGAGCUAUGGUGGAGGAGGAGGUGGUUAUGGGAGCAGAAGUUAUGGAGGAGGAGGUGGCGGAGGUUAUGAUGGUGGGUACGACGAUGGCUACUCAGGUUCUUAUUCUGGAGGAAAUCAAUACCGAAAAGGCCGUGACUGGUAAUGAUCUGUUCAACUUCCGCGAUUCAACUCUGUUCCUGUAUAUGCAUUGAUGUGCUGAGGUGCUAGAACAAGACAAAAAAAUUCGGUGUGCUGUCCUGAAACUUGAUGAAUGAUAAACCUCAGCUCAUGAUGUUCAGUGCACUGAAGUUUCCUGUGUUGUUGACCUAUGUGCUUACUGCUAUGAAAACCUCAGCCAGUGAUGUUUGGCUUUCUGAUGUUCUGAUGAAAUAUGUCUUAGUAGAAAUAGCUCAUUGUAGCAGAGACCAUAUACUCAUUUGUAUCUUUAUUGACUACUUAAGCACAAAGAAUAAGGUUUUUUUUGUUUUGUGUUGUUUUUUUUUUGUAUUUAUUCAGCCAACACUGUUGGUUUUGUUCCUUUUUUUACUGAAUAUUCCAUAACUUAGCCCUAUUAAAAGAAAAUGUUUUGCUGUGUCCGUUGCAAGUGAUAAAAAGGGUUGAUAUGAACAACAGUGGUUUGAGUGCAUAUGACAAAGAAAGGAGUCAUGAAAAAUAAUCAAGUCUGUCUAUCAAAUUCAUACCCACAGUUCUAAUGGUGUUGGUCUGUUCAAUUGGAAACUGGGGCAAGGUGGUUUCCUUGAAGACUUAAUGGUUAUCGGGAAGUGAUAACUACUAAGUUCCCUUUGGUGUCCACAUUACUAGAUUACAAUAAACUAGACCUCAAAGUCGUGAGUGGUUUCAAAA